UCUCUGGAGAGAAAGCAGAGUUAAUGUUUCAGAUCCAGUGACCCUUCUUCAGUUCUCACAGAUAUCUCAAUUGCCACAAACCAUUAGUAACAAACCGACACAGGAGCUGGAAAGUGAAAUCAUGGGGGGAAGAGGUGAACAGAAAUCAUAUUAUCAUGGAAAAAGUAGAAUAAGUGAAAGAACAGAUUUUCAUUGAAAUGCUGAGAAAGGUAGUGCAGAAGAUGGAAUUGAGUCAAAAGGACUGAUUGUGUUUUCACUGUCUUAGGGAUGAAUGUUUAAAGGCAAAUUGCCAGAGAUUAAAAAGUAAUCCAGUGAAAAUGGCUGGUGUUUCUCCAGGGAAAGUUGUACCAAAAAGUUAAAGUUGUGAGCAACCUGUUCCUUCUAAUGGAUUCACUAUCGGGGCAAAAAAGACAGCAGGGAUUUUGGUGGAUUAAUGUUUAAAAGGAAGUAACACCAGUUUUUUUCUCUGAUAGAGGUGAGAAAGAUUGUGAUCCUGAGAGCUACUAGCUCAGCUCAGAUCUUAUUAAUAGAAAAAGAUUGACUUUUCUUCAAGAAGUUACCUGUUUUAAUACAGUGCAUUGUUAGUAAUUGUGUGCAAACCCCAUUGUUUAGAAUGAAUUUAGGUGAUGCUGUGGUAAAUGAGUGAGUGUUAUUUUUGGUUUUAUUUCAAAAUUACAAAUGAAUGAUGUGGCUGAAUCAUUGGAAUUGACAUAAUGGGGUGUAUUGUGUUCCCACAACGUGUGAUGGUGUCCUAUAAUUCAGGAGCUUUGUCUGUGAGUAAACAUUCCUUGUCUAUUUGUAAUCCAGCUGAGCAAAGAACUGAUUCAACUAAAAAUACUGAUGUAUCUACUCCAGUCAUGGACACUACCAAAGCAGCAAAAGCGCUUGCAAUUCACAAGUUAAAUAUUUUCAAGACAAAGGCCUUGGGGAGCACAAAGUGAUCAUAACACUUAAGAUUGAAUUAAAUGUAAAAUAAAAAUGAACUGUGGUUUCUAGAAAUCUGAAACAAAACCAUAAAUUGCAGUAGAAACUCAGCCAAUCUGGUAGCAGCUGUGGAGAGAAAAUAGAGUGAAUGUUUUGAGUCCAGUGACCCUUCUUCAGAAUGGAUCUGGACUUGAAAUGGUAACUCUGGUCUUUCUCCAGAAAUGCUGCCUGACCUGCUGAGUUUCUCCAGCAAUUUCUGUUUUUGUCAUUGAAUUACACAUGUUUGCCAGUGCUGAAACAAUACAGAAUACAACAGUAAGCGGUUCAGCAAUGAACAACUCACAAUGAAUUGUGUGGAAGGCUCCAAGUACAAAGAAAAAUGAAAAUCCAAAUUGACGAAUGUGUUGAUGGCACUCACAGUGAAAUAAAUGUCCUUCUGAAUGUGAUCAAGAAAAAACUGGCAGAUUACACUUUAUUUAAAGAUCAGAUCAACCAAGAAUAUCAAACCCUGCUCUUGAACAUGCAAAAGAAUUUUGAUAAUGUGAUCGAGGAAGAUUGUAACCAUGGAAGGGUUGAGUUGUUGGUCUUUAAGGCAAACCAAAUGCUUUUUGCAGUUGGUUAUGAUAGCACAGAUGUUCAAAUCUUCUCCAAGCGAAAGUAUUCUAUAAGUCUAAGUGCUAAACUGAGAAACUUCAGAGAGAUGAAAGCAAGUGCCAGAGGCCUGUGGCCUAACCCUCGGUUAGUCCCUAAACAGAACAAAUGGACCUUCAAGAUUUUUUGGAAAUGAGGGAACUUUUGGGGUAUAAAAGUAAAACUGGAAUCGAGGCACACAUCGAUAUAUACGAUAAUGCCCUGGGAUCAUCAUAACCUAGCUUGCUGCUCAGGGAGAAAGGUGAAGCGAGUCGGUCAAUGAGAAUCUCCACAGACAGCGAGGCAGCAGAAACCAAUCAGACUCGGAAAGUGAUGACCAGAUUUGGACUGAACACUAAACCCCAGAGUGAGAAUGUUCUUGUUGACAAUAACCAUUCCGGUGGAGAAAGCAAUCACUGAUUUGGAAGGUUAAGCAAAGAGGAUGGUACGCAGUCAUGAAACUGAAAUCAAACAUCACAUCAUGAUCUGAUGGAGUCACCCAAUUUAUCACAACCAGUUACCAACAGCUUUUAACCAUGGAAGGAGAAAGCACAUUUCGCAGUGGGGAGAACAGAUACACAUGUUCUGUGUGUAAAAAAGGCUUCAGCCAAUUAGCUAGCCUCAAGAAGCACAAAUGCAGUAACACUGGGGAGAAAUUAUUGAAAUCUGGCAACUGUGAGAAAGGAUUUAGCCAUUGCUCUGGGCUGAAAAUUCACAAAGGUAUUCACACUGGGGAGAGGCUGUUCACCUGCUCUCUGUGUGGAAAAGGAUUCACUCAGUUAUCUACACUGUGCACACACGAGCAACUUCAUACUGAGGAGAGACCUUUUAAAUGUCCCCACUGUGGGAAGUGCUUUAAAAGUUCCAGUAACCUGAUGUCCCAUCAGCGUGUUCACACUGAGGAGAGACGGUUCAGAUGUUCUGACUGUGGGGCUGGCUUCAAGUGGUCAUCUCAACUGACUGUGCACCAACGCAUUCACACUGGGGAGAAGCCAUUCUCCUGCUCUGAAUGUGGCACUCGAUUCACUCAAUCAUCCCACCUCAAGGCACACCAGCAGGUUCACACUGAGAAGAGACCUUUUAAAUGUACAGAAUGUGGGAAUUCCUUUAAAAGUUCCAGUGAGCUGAUGUCCCAUCAACGAGUUCACACUGAGGAAAGGUGGUUCAGAUGUUCUGACUGUGGGGCUGGCUUCAAGUGGUCAUCCCAACUCACUGUGCACCAACGCAUUCAUACUGGGGAGAAACCGUUCACCUGCUCUGAAUGUGGAAUUGGAUUUACUCGGUCACAUGACCUCAAGGCACACCAGCAGACUCACACUGAGGAGAGACCUUUUAAAUGCCCAAACUGCAGGAAGUGCUUUAAAAGUUCCAGUCGAUUGCAGUCCCAUCAACGUGUGCACACCGAGGAGAGACCUUUUAAAUGUUCAGAUUGUGAGAAGUGCUUUAAAAGUUCCACACAACUGAUGCUCCAUCAACGUAUUCACACUGAUGAGAGACCAUUCAGGUGCUCUUAUUGUGGGACUGGGUUUAGGCGAUCAUCUCAACUCACUAGACACCGGCGUCUCCACACUGGGGAGAGGCCAUUUAUCUGCUCUGAAUGUGGGCAGGGAUGCAUUGACCCUUCCCACCUCAAGGCACACCAGAGAGUUCAUACUGAGGAGAGACCAUUUAAAUGUCCAGAGUGUGGGAAGUGUUAUAAAAGCUCUGGGGAGCUGAAGUCACACCAACGUGUUCACACUGACAAUAGACCAUAUAGCUGCGCUGUCUGUGGGUCCAGGUUCAUAUGGUCAUCACAACUCCGUGCACACCAACGCACUCACACCGGAGAGAGACCUUUCACCUGCUCCCAGUGUGGGAAGGGAUUCACUCGGAAAAUUCACCUCAAGACACACCAGCGUGUUCACACAGGGGAAAGACCUUUUAAAUGUCCAGACUGUGGGAAGUGCUUUAAAAGUUCUUGGGACCUGAUACGCCAUCAACGUGUUCACUCUGAUCAGAGGCCUUUUGAAUGCCAAGACUGUGGGAAGUGCUUUAAACGUUCUGGGGACCUGUUUCGCCAUCAGCGGGUUCACUCUGAGCGAUCUUUUACAUGCCCAGACUGUGGGAAGUGCUUGAAAAGCUCUGGGGAACUGAUGUACCAUCAACAUAUUCACACCGAUGAGAGACUGUCAGGUGCUCUCACUGUGGGACUGGAUUCAGGCAAUCAUCUCAACUGACUUUACACCAGUGAGUUCACACUGGGGAUAGGCCAUGCAUACCUGUGGAGACAGCAGUGUGUUCAUGAGAUUUCAGGAGCUGUAUUUUUCUGUAAAUUAUAUCCAGAUGUUGAAAAAUCGUAGCCCUGCUUUAUGUUAUAGCACUUUGGGGAACGACAAAUAUAUGGACUUUGUUAAAUGCAGGCGGUAAUAAUGGGUGAUUUCUAUUUCCAUGUAGAGUGGGUGAAUCUAAUCAUUACAAAUGUUAUGAAGGAUUUUUUUUUUUUUUUCUUUCUGUAAUAUUACAGGCCAGAGUAGACCCCCUCAAAAUAUAUUAAGAAGAUAGUUUAGACCCUAACUUUUUCUCAGCACCUCGCAGUCACCUCUGAAAUGUGUUCCAAAUAAAAUUUGUGGUCAAACUAUGCGAUGUUAAGCAACACACAUUUUAUUCAAACCCUCUACUUAAACUACAACAGAAUAAAGAAGAACUUGGAAUAAUAACUCUAUUGGAAAACUUAACUGAAUAGUAAUCAUUACUAUCUAUUAAUUAACUUCCAAUUUAGUAACAUCCCAUAACCUCACCCUUGGAACAAGGCAAAUUCAGAAAAACAGAUUGUUUCAUAUAUCAUUCUCUAAUGGAGGAAGGAACAUCAAAGGACAAUUUUGAGGGAAAAUUCAGAGAGAGAGUGUAGCAUGUGGGAGUGAUUCACUACCUUCCAAUCCUGCUAAGACCACAGCAGUAACUGCCAAAAUUAAAAUCCUGGUUCUGUGAGAGCUUGACCACAUACACUCAGACUGAAUCUAUUGUUCCAAUUUAAAAAGAAAAACACCCCAAGGCCUCACAAGUUGGUUAUCCUCUCAAAUAUUGUUUGGAACCCGUCCCCCAGUCCCCCUCUAAAAUAAACUGGAGAAAAAACAUAUCUUAAAGUCGUGGCAUGAUCACAGGUGUGUACAAGAUUUAUUUUUAAGUCAGAACUUUGGAGGAUCAAUUCUGAAUCAGGCUGUCUUAAUUACCCAUUUUAUUUACAUAAUAUAAUUAUUUUUGGUGUUCAGGAGCCUUUGGGAAAUAGUGACCAUAAUAUUGUAGAAUCUUUCAUCAAGUUUGAUAGUGUCAUACAGUAGUUCAUUCUGGAAUAAUGUUCUCCAAUCAGAGCAAUGGAAAUUGAAUGAAUUGGCAAGUGAGCUGUGAUGUAUUGGCCAAAUACAAGGAGAGGCAAUGACCUAGUGGUAUUAUCAUUGAACUGUUAAUCCUAUGAACCAGGUAAUGUUCUGGGGACCUGGGUGGAAAGAGGCUUAGGUAUUCUUCCACCCUCACUGUGCACAAAUACACUCCCAUCGGAGAAAAACCAUUCACCUGCUAUGAAUUUGGGAAGGGAUUCACUCAUUUAUCACCCUGCAGGCAUACCUGUGUGUUCACGGUGAGGAGAACCCAUCCAUGUGCUCCAAGUGUGGGAAGGAUUUCACUCAGUUGUCUAUCUUCCAGAUGCACCAAAGAGUUCAUGGUGUGGAGCAGCUGUUUGGCUGCACUUCCUGCGGAAAGAGGUUCAGGCACUCUUCUGCCCUCACUGCACCAACACACUCAGACUGGGGAGAAGCCAUUCACCUGCUCUGAGUGUGGAUAGAAAUUCACUCAGUCCUUUCAUCUUCAGGCACACUAAUGCAUUCGUACAGGGGAGAGACCUUUUUCCUGUUUGCUUUGUGGGAAGGGAUUCAUUGUUUUUCCAUCCUGCUGAGACACCAGCAAAAUUCACACUGAUGAGAGGCCUAAUAAAUGCCUUGAUUGUGAGAAGGGUUUUAAAAGUUCCCAGGAACUGAUGCUCCAUCAAUAUAUUCACAACAAUGGGGGUUGGGUUCAGGAGAUCACCUGACCUUAUUCUCCCCCGACACAUUCACACCGGGCAGAGGCUAUUCACCUGAUCUGUGUGUGGAAAGGGAUUUACUCAGUCAUCCGCCUUACUGACACACCAGCAAAUUCACACUACUGAAAGACCUUUGAAAUAUCCAGACCGUGGAAAGUGCUUUAAAAUUUCGAAAGAACUGAUGUGCCAUCAAUGUGUUCACAUUGAUGAGAGACCAUUCAGGUGCUCUCACUGGGACUGGCUUUACACAAUCACCUCAACUCCGUAAGCAUCAGAGAAUUCAUACUGGGGAGAGGCCAUUCAUCAGUUCUGAGUGUGGGAAGAGGUUCACUCACUCAUCUAAACUGAGGAGACACCAGCGAGCUCACAUGAGGGAGAAGCCAUUCAGCUGCUCUGAGUGUGGGAAUGGAUUCACUUGGUCAUCCAACCUGCUGAACCAUCAGCGAGUUUAUGAGUAACUGUGGUGGUUGCUGUUAAUCACAUCCAGGACUGAACCAAGUUCAGCACAAUCUGUUUCUGCUGAUGUUCAUAACAGUCCACCUGUAAUUGUAUGGCACAGAAAGAAGCUAUUUGACCCAUUAUGUCUGCACUAGCUCUUUGAGGGAUUAUGCUUAGUGCAGUUCUCCUGUAAUGCUGCACCUAGUUUCUCCUCAAUUACCAGCUAACCACCUCUUGAAUGUGUCAGUAGAACCUGCCUCCACCAUAUUUCCAGGUGGUGUUAUCCAGACCCUAACUACUUGCUGUGUGAAAAUAUCUUCUGUUUGCCUGUUUUGUAAAACACAUUAAAAAUGUGCUGUUUGGUUCCCUUUUACAAUCAGGACCAGUUUCUUCCCAUCUACUCUACACACAUUCUUGAUUUUCAGAAUUUAUGACAAAUGUCCUCAUAGUCUUCUUUCCAAGGAAAACUUCCCAAAUUCUACAAUUUAGCUUCAUAACUGAAGAUUCUCAUCCCUGAAAGAAUUCUCACAGACCUCUUCUGCACUCCCUCCAAUGUAAUCACAUUCUUCCUGGUGUGGCAUCCAGAACCAUACACAAUAUUUCAGCUGAGGUCAAACUGGUAUCUAUGUAAGUUCAUCAUAACCUCGUUGUUCUUGCAGUCUGUGCCCUCCUAAGACAUCCAAGGACACUGUGUUUUAUUAACUGCUCUCUCCACCUGUCCUGCCACCUUUAAUGACAAAUGCACACAUGCGCCCAGGUCUCUUUGCUCAUGUACACCCCGUAGAGUACUGCACUUUGUUUUAAACUGUCUCUCCAUGUACUUUAUACCAAAAAAAUCACCUCAUUCUUCUCUGCAUUGAACUUAAUCUGCCCAGCUAUCCCCCCAUUCAAUCAACUUUUCCAUGUCCUAUGGAAGUUCUACACCAUUCUCCUUACUGUUUACAUUGUUUCCAAGUUUUGAAUCAUUCACAAAAUUCAAAGUUAUCCCCUGCACAUCGAGGUCUAAAUCAUUUUAAAAAUGUCAGGAAAAGCAAAGGUAUACAAACAGUUUUUGGGGAUCUCCACUGAAAACAUUCCAGCCAAAAAAAGAAUCCAUUGACUAUUACUCUCUGUUUCCAUCACUCAGUCAAUUUUGUAUCUAUGUUAGUCCUGCCCCUUUUAUUCCAUGAACUUUAUUUACAAGUCUCUUGUGUGACACUGUAUCAAAUAGCAUUUGGAUGCAAAACUAUCACCAUCACUUUUCCCCGGAAUUUCCGGUACUUGGCUCACAAUACUCUUUCUGGAUCUUUGAGAAUUGAAUCUCUCAGCAGCAAUUACCACAGGUGAAAUGAGCUGAUUGUAACUCGGUGGCUGGGUUAGUUUCAUUAACGAAUUGAUUCAAAUUACUUCUUUUAUUUUGGUAAAUGUGCUACUGAGGAAAGCAAUGGGACUGUUCAAUACAUCCCUCCUCUCUGAUCCUGCACAAACAUUCUGUUUAUUAUAUAACCUUUCCAUUCCAAAUAAAUUAGUCAAGAUCACGGAGGACUCACUGCAAAACCAUCUUAUCAGAUCUCACGUUGUCUCUGACAGAAACUGCAGCAUGGAAUUUAAAUGGGUAGAUGGAGUUUGAAGUAUGACCUGGUCUUUUAACAUAAUCACUGAUUCAUGAUUAAUUCUUCAAUUUAAUGAACUGACACUGACAACUUAAUCAUGUGUUUCUGGUGACAAAUUCACACAUUUGAUUAAUUGCAGGAUGCCUUCCUGAGUUAAAUAUCAGUCUUAAAAUGGCUCUCUUCACCUUGUUAAUUUACUUCAGCAAAUAUAAAAUGUAAGUAGUUUGAAAAGGGUGAAUUUCUACUUAAGUUAACUACCCAGGCUCACUCACAGGUGUCUGUCUAAAAAUCUUCCUUUAUCUGCUCCUCCAAGGUCUCAGUGUCUUUAGUAGUAGCCAGAUUACCAAAUCAAGUUUACUUUAAAAGUUCAUAGGCAAAGAUACAAACAUUUCUGGGAGAACCUAUGUAAAAACUAUAUCUUUUUGUUUUUCUUUAUUUUGGAUUGUGGAACAAAAUGGGGAAAAUUGCUUUAGGCCAAGGACUGUGAAAGGAGUUGUUGCUCUUUCUAAAAACAACUUACUGGAAUGCAUUGUGAGUUGUGUUAACACAGUUGUUUUAUUCAACCGGUGGGGAAGAGACCUGAGAGGUCAUGGCACUGGGUAUGCGUGCGGAUUGCUGAUUUGUUCUUGCAAUCUGGACGACUUGAAGUCAGAAGUCAUCAGUUUAGCCACAAUUCUCUGAUGCACCUAAGUAGGUGAAUGCUGUGGUUCUGAACAAUACAGAGAGAAACCUUGAAACUGCAGAAACGACAAUGUCCCCUUGCUUGCGCACUGUCUUCAGUGAAGUGACCAAAGUCAGGAAGAUAGCUAGAUAUUAUCUCCCACCAGGUGUUGUGAAAUGUUGCCUCUAUUAAUAACCAAGAGUUUCAAUUAGUGUGUCAACCACCUUGUGUCUUCUGUGAAAAAUUGAAAAAAAUGUGCAGAACAGAAGUUGUUGGAAGGCAAAAAGGACACCUCCUCAACUCAUACUGACUGGUGAUAUUUGAACUGUACUUCUCUAGUAUUGUUUUCUCCAUCCUUAACAUUCAUGUUUGUUUGUCUGUGUGUAUUUGCGGGGUGGGAGUAAGGUUUAACAAGUGGGAGGGGUUCGGAGUUUGGACUAUAAGAGUUACAUGUUGGUAAUUCGUAUGUUUGUUUGCCAGUAGCUAGAAAUGAUUUAUUUGUAAUAAACAGCAGUUCUUGU
Messenger RNA from Rhincodon typus (whale shark), 8820 nucleotides. Its product is annotated as oocyte zinc finger protein XlCOF7.1-like. Gene Ontology annotation, molecular function: RNA polymerase II cis-regulatory region sequence-specific DNA binding; DNA-binding transcription factor activity, RNA polymerase II-specific. The transcript has 3 exons. The record is from RefSeq and is a predicted model, not a curated record. Bases 2091 to 3770 code for a protein of 559 amino acids. Lineage: Eukaryota; Metazoa; Chordata; Chondrichthyes; Orectolobiformes; Rhincodontidae. Gene Ontology annotation, biological process: regulation of transcription by RNA polymerase II.